UUACUUUGGGCUGUCCUCUCAUCCUCCCUCCCCCACCAUCUCUUCUCCCCAUCUACUGCCCUGUGUUCCACCUCCUAUUUUACUAUCAGCAUUCAGAGCUUCCAUUUACUCACUAGUAGGGGGUGGGGGGGAAAUCAGAAAACAAAAAUAUUACAAAGGAUACAAACAAUAAAACAAGGAAACAAUAGCAACAUCAAGAAGACCCAGCCUCCUUCCUUCCUACAACUUGCAGCCUGGCAUCUCCUGGAAGAAGAAAAAAAAAAGAGGAUACAAAUAUAUUAGUGGCAAGCCAUUUUGACACUUUUGACAAGGGCUUCACUUAUUUAGUGCAUAGAAACAGGCCCCAGACAAGUCAAAGAUGUCGGCUCGAGGGGGGAAGAAGAAAACCACCAAGCUGUCCCGCUCCUCACGGGCAGGAGUCAUCUUCCCAGUGGGUAGAAUGAUGCGCUACCUCCGGAGAGGCACUCACAAGUACAGGAUAGGCAUGGGCGCUCCGGUUUAUAUGGCAGCUGUUAUAGAGUAUCUGGCAGCUGAAAUCUUGGAGCUUGCAGGAAAUGCAGCUAGAGACAACAAGAAGGGACGUAUAACACCCAGACACAUCCUCCUCGCAGUCGCCAACGAUGAAGAACUCAACCAGUUACUCCGAGGGGUGACCAUUGCAAGUGGAGGGGUCCUGCCUAGAAUUCACCCUGAGCUGCUGGCCAAGAAGCGUGGCUCCCGUGGCAAGGAGACCAUCCUCUCUCAGCCUGUGGAGAAGAAGAAGAAAACUGGAAAGUCACUGGCGUCAAAGAAGCCAAAAGCUGGGAAAAAUAAACUACUUAAAAAGGACAAGCAGGCAGAUGGUGCCAAGGAAGGAGCGACUAGUUCGACAGGAGAAGAUCCUGGUGAGGGGUUUACUAUUCUCUCAUCCAAGAGCCUAUUGCUCGGACAAAAGCUGUCAUUGACUCAGAGCGAUCUGGGCAAAAUAGGGUCAAUGAAAGUUGAAGGGAUCAUUCAUCCAACUGGUGCGGAGAUCGACCUCAAGGAAGACAUUGGGAAUGCUUUGGAAAAAGCUGGUGGUAAGGAAUUUCUGGAAGCCGUCAAAGAACUUCGCAAAGCUCACGGGCCCCUGGAACUUACUGGAGCGGCCCUCAGCCAGGCGAAUGGUUUAGCCGCCAAGUUUGUCAUCCACUGCCACAUCCCACAGUGGGGCUCCGACAAGUGUGAGGAGCAGCUGGAAAAGACCGUUAAGAACUGUUUAUCCAUCGCAGAGGAAAAAAAGCUGAAAUCUGUGGCUUUUCCUUCCUUUCCAAGUGGCAGAAACGGUUUUCCCAAGCAGACGGCGGCGCAGGUCAUUCUGAGGGCUAUAUCCGGCCACUUUGCCUCCUCCAGCGCUUCUACCUUGAAGAGCAUUUACUUCCUGUUGUUUGACAGCGAAAGUAUCGGCAUUUAUGUGCAAGAAAUGGCCAAGUUGGAUACAAAGUAGAGGGGAGAUGUGUGUACCGUCGAUUGAAGAUGGCUUUUACCCAGCAGUGGAGGUGGACAGAAUCUGAUUUUACUUUUUUUUUUGUUAUGAUUAAGAAGGUGUGAAGCUUGUUUGAAGUUUUGUGAGUUUUCAGGACCGCUUUUGAUUCUUUUAAAUUUUGUUUUUAUGAGCGAGGAUUAGAGGAGGUGAGUUUGCGCUUAAUAAUCCUCAUUCUAAAUUCCUCCUCCUUUCUGUAAUAAACCAGCACCCUUAACAUUUUUAUAGAAACAGAAAAAAAAAGAUAUCCCUCUUUUGUCACUACUUUUUUCUUCAAUGACCGUUUCGUAUUUCUCUCUGUCUCACACUCUCUCUAUUUAUCAUUCUGUCUCUAUCACCUGCUGUCUCACACAAAUCCCCUGGUUACCACUUAUUUUAGACUUAGUGUUAAAAUUGAAAUAACUUGUUUUAGAUUUGUAGUUUUGGAUUUUACAAGAGAAAUAUGACCCUGAAACUAUUUAAAAAAAAAAAAAUAAUAGAAAAAAAAAAGAAAAAAUGGCAAAGUUCAUUAUUUUUGUCUCUUGUCAUCUUUUAUGGGUGGGUGGGUACAACAUCUUAUGUUUUUAUUGUCUACAGUUUUAAAGUAUACCCGUUACUUAUUUUAAUUACGUGACUGUCCAUACAACAUUGUCAUAGUUGGCUUUUAUUUCCUUUUUGUGGCCAUGUAAAAUGUAAUAAAUCUGAAUUUUCUUACAUUCAAGCCUA
Messenger RNA from Bombina bombina (fire-bellied toad), 2206 nucleotides. RefSeq names its product core histone macro-H2A.2. The coding region runs from base 359 to 1465 and encodes 368 amino acids. The transcript is spliced from 9 exons. Gene Ontology annotation, biological process: nucleosome assembly. The record is from RefSeq and is a predicted model, not a curated record. Gene Ontology annotation, molecular function: structural constituent of chromatin; DNA binding; protein heterodimerization activity. Gene Ontology annotation, cellular component: nucleosome. Lineage: Eukaryota; Metazoa; Chordata; Amphibia; Anura; Bombinatoridae.